Messenger RNA from Musa acuminata subsp. malaccensis (wild Malaysian banana), 1130 nucleotides. RefSeq names its product protein ALUMINUM SENSITIVE 3. Lineage: Eukaryota; Viridiplantae; Streptophyta; Magnoliopsida; Zingiberales; Musaceae. The record is from RefSeq and is a predicted model, not a curated record. Gene Ontology annotation, biological process: response to aluminum ion. Gene Ontology annotation, cellular component: plasma membrane.
CUGUACUUGAUCAAACAUUAUCCUAAACUAUGAACGACAGUCGCCUCUUCACCUGCCCCCGUCCCACUUCAUGCUGUUCUUGUUGUUUAUGAUUCUUAUCGCUGUUCAAUUAUUGACUUGGGAUGUGAGUUGAGAAGAGUUUGGUGCUCUCCUAUGUUUUCUCCACGUUCCAUCCUUGAUUUGCUCCGAUCCAUGGAUCUCUACGGCCAGUCUUCUUCUUGGAUGGGCUUCCUCGGAGGGAUGAUCAAGCCUGUGGUCUCGACGGCCGUGGUGGUGAUGGCAGUGAUCCUGUCUUUCUCUCAAAAGCUUGGACUUGAAGGGGAGAUGGUUCAGGCCACUGUGAGAUCCUUCCUCCAGCUCUCUGUUGUUGGUUUUGUGCUUCAGUUCAUCUUCGCCCAGAAGAAUGCUGGAUGGGUUUUGCUUGCCUACUUGUUCAUGGUAUCGGUUGCUGGCUACACCGCAGGAAGGCGGGCGGCACACGUACCUCGCGGGAAGUGGAUUGCCGGCGCAUCCAUCUUGAUUGGAACAACGGCGACCAUGUUCUUGCCCAUCGCAUUGGAUGUUCUACCUUUCACCCCCCAGUUCUUCAUCCCUGUUUCCGGGAUGAUGGUUGGUCACGCAAUGGCCGUCACCGGAGUCACGAUGAAGCAGCUCCAUGAAGACAUCAAGGCCCAGAGGAACCUGGUGGAAGCGGCAUUGGCUCUCGGCGCAACUCCUCGUCAAGCGACGAUGCAGCAGGCGACGAGAUCGCUGGUGGUGGCGCUGUCGCCGGACCUUGACAGCGUCAAGACCGUCGGCCUCAUCACCCUGCCCGGGACCAUGACAGGCCUCAUAAUGGGCGGCGCGUCUCCAAUGGAGGCAAUCCAGCUGCAGAUAGUCAUCACCAACAUGCUUGUCGGGGCUUGUGUGAUGAGCAGCAUCCUUUCCACCUACCUGUGCCUGCCUGUGUUCUUCACCAAAGCUUACCAAUUGGAUCACCAUGUGCUUGCUGCUGCAAAUUAAAGCCUCUUUGCCUUCUCCACGAUGAGCUUGUAGCUUGCAGCCCACAGCUCAUGCCAUCUAAUCAUCAUGAAUUGUCGUACCUGAAAUCUUCCAAGAACACCUCAAAAUAUUACAUGCAUCGUUGUAUA